Molecule: messenger RNA, 4453 nt
Organism: Scophthalmus maximus (turbot)
Lineage: Eukaryota; Metazoa; Chordata; Actinopteri; Pleuronectiformes; Scophthalmidae
Product: probable G-protein coupled receptor 21
Exons: 1
Coding region: 906-2156 (416 amino acids)
Biological process (GO): G protein-coupled receptor signaling pathway
Cellular component (GO): membrane
Molecular function (GO): G protein-coupled receptor activity
Source: RefSeq, a predicted model, not a curated record
GGUGGGGGGUGGGGGGGUUCUCCCAGCAUCGGUUUGCCUUCCUACCUCAUUUCCACUCAAGACAUAGUUGCUGCUCCUCUGGAUAGAAAUAACAGCUGAGGUGUGUUAGUGCCUGAGCGCAUGUUUUAAACAUCAGCACCCUGUGCACUGCCUUCAUCAUCUCAGUUGACAACAGUCUACGGUGAUCUUACAGCCAAGGACAAGACAAAAACUGAGACAAGAGCAAGCGGAUGUGGAGGAGUGGUGGAAAGAGAGUAAAGCAGCACCAAGAAAGAAGAGGAAAAGAAGAAGAAUCGGCAAAGAGAAGCUGGACAGAGGUGGAGUUACACGACUAUAUUGAAAGGAGAAAUCAUGUUUGAUGUCUCCUUCCCUCAAUUUAUGUUUGCAGCGUAUCACACAGUAAAGCCUUUUCACUGGGAGCUGUGUUUGUGACUGUGGACUACGGGCAGAUAAAAGGCAGCGUCAGUCUGCGCUCUCUACAGCCGCAGCAGAUGUUGAAGACAUCUCUGACUUUAUAGGGAGCGGAGGCAUUUCAAGCAUAGAUUGGACUGGAAUUCCUUUAAACAAAGUCACAUUCCUUCCUUUUUUUCCCUUUUUGCGACUUCAACUGGGAAGUUUGCUUUGCUGGAAAAAGGUAGAACAAGAAUCCAUUUUAAAUUUAUGAUUUAAAAUAUUUGGGUGAAUUCACAACUGCCUGAUCUGAAGAUAAAACAAGGGAGCUUCCUCAUCGGUCACGGCCCAUUGCAUCUUUCCUGCGUUCGAAAUGGCAGAUGGCAGCAGUCUCAUCAUGGAACCGCAGCAUGGAGCAUUUCUUUUGAACUGAAACCACACACAUCGUCUCCGAAAAAGCCAGUUACCUGAGGAAAUCGUGGGUUCUAGGGUUCCUUGUAUUGCUGCCAAAGAAGAUGAAUUCCUCCUUGGAUCCACUGAACCUGAGCUCUGCUGACCCAUCAAACGUAUCUGCUCCUUUCUGCCUGCUUGAGAUGGGCUAUUCCCAGAUUUUCUCCACCUGCCUCCUUGAAGUCUCCAUUAUACUUCUGCUCACUGUUCUCAUUAUUUCUGGUAACCUGGUGGUCAUCUUUGUGUUCCACUGUGCCCCCUUGCUCAGCCAGCACACCACCAGUGCUUUCAUCCAGACUAUGGCAUAUGCUGAUCUGCUGGUGGGGGUCAGCUGCCUGUUCCCCUCCCUGUCCCUCCUCCAUCACCUGCAGGGCCUCGACCCCAAACUCACCUGCCAGGUGUUCGGGUACAUGGUGUCUGUUUUGAAGUCGGUGUCCAUGGCUUCGUUAGCAUGUGUAAGUGUUGACCGCUACAUCGCCAUCACGCGACCUCUGACUUAUGCGUCCCUGGUAACGCCUUGUCGAGUGCGCUGCUGCAUUAUUCUCAUAUGGUUGUACUCCGCCCUGGUGUUUCUCCCAUCUUUUCUUGGGUGGGGGAAACCUGGUUACCACGGCGAUGUGGUGGAGUGGUGUGCAGUUGAGUGGAGGACUAGUCCGGCAUUCACAACCUUUAUUGUCGCACUGCUCUACGCCCCAGCAGCGCUCACCGUCUGCUUCACCUAUGCCAAUAUCUUCAAGAUCUGCCGACAGCACACCCGGGAGAUCAGCGAGCGUCACGCACGCUAUCGACCCCAACAGCUGCAGGUCCCUGGAUCGGCGGUGGGAUCUGUGGUCAAGGACACAACAGUGCACAACAGUGCAGCAGAACAAGGGCAGUUUCCCCACUUGUCCCAGCCGCAGAAACUGGAACACCACCAACCACAGUAUCAGCAGCCCACGUCAACAUACCCAGACAAGCGAUACGCCAUGGUGCUUUUCCGCAUUACCAGCGUGUUUUAUAUCCUCUGGUUGCCCUACAUUCUCUACUUCCUUUUGGAGAGUGCAGGGAUCUACCACCACCCAGCAGCGUCGUUCCUCACCACAUGGCUGGCCAUCAGCAACAGCUUCUGUAACUGUCUCAUCUACAGCCUCUCCAACUCUGCCUUCAGGAAAGGCCUCAAACGCCUCUGCUCCUUCUGUUUACAGCGCAGUGGCAGGGGCUUCGGGGUCAGGAACACCAAAAAGACUUUCGUUGGCUCUGUUGAAAAGGGAUGUGCAGGGUCGGGGUAUGGAUAUGACCAUGGGGAAAUAGGAAUUGGCACAACAUGUCAUGUGUAGUACACACACACACACACACACACACACACACACACAGAAGGAACCCUCGAGCCAAAUUGGCAUUUGAACUUUUCAAAAGAUGCCUGGUGUGUUGUAAAAUGUCUCCUCUGCUACGCUGAUAUAGGCUGUAAAGAGAUGGAAGGAGGCGUCAAUCUGGCGCUGCUGUUUCCGUUGCACUUGGAGGUUACACAGACAUCCUCUCUGCGUAUGCCACAGUUGGCCAAGACAGAGAAAGCGAGCCGAGAGCAAAGCACUGAAGGACAGAAAGGCCCUCCGAGUGUUUUUAAGUGGCCACAUCGCUGUGUUCAGACAGAGGUGAUUGACGGAAAGGAGGUGAACAAGGUGUCUCUGAAUCUCUGGAGAAGUGAACUCUUUUGAGGUUGCACAACAUUUGUAUCUGUUAGUUUUUAUUUAAGGGUGUUUAAUUCUUAACUUAUUUUGCCAAAAUUAAAAGACUGUUCCAAAAAGCUGUAUGUGCAGUUUGAGAAACAGCAUUUGUUCUUCCCAGAUUAUCAGCACAGUGUUGAAUGCAAAAAAAUGUAAUAAAUGCAAAUGGAACAGUUGACUCUUGUCGUUUAGAAGUGUAGUUUUUACUUGCUCACAUCCCCUCGGUAUCUACUUGCGAAAAGUGAGAAACAAAUUUGACUUGCAGCUAAUUUAUAGUUUGCUUUCAUUGAGUGAACUGAUUAUGGUGUAUCUGCUUUGAGACAUUUCAGACUAUUCAUGGACAUUGGAUGUUCGAUUAUUUAUUGAUGUUGUUAUACGAGAUAAAUCAUUAUGUCUUUAACUAAGUUGGGGAUUCACACAUUCAUCCUGCUGUUUGUUACAUAUGACAUGAGAUUCUGCCCAGCUUUGGUGUACGACUGUUAACCUGACAAAAUUCAAAUGUCAUUUUCUGUGAAUUUUUAUUCCUAUAAUUCCCCCCCCCCCAAAUCUUUGUAAAUUCCAUUGCACCUUUUGUUGUUUGGAUUACGUAACUGAACUUAUUUCAUAACUGUCCAAGGCAAAGUAAGACAAAGAUAGUAUAUAUUUUUUACACCUGUUAUACACUGAUUUUUGGUACAUCUUCACUUUGAUUUUCUCGCAAAGGUUUUUGACUGAAGGUAAGAAAUGUUAAUCAUAGACCUUUGAACUGUGACCCUUUGCCCUUGUAUUUGGAAAUGGCUGAUAGGAACAGUAUAAUGAUAAUUACACAACUACACAAUGUGUAAAUAGUGAAAUAUCACAUUUCUGUAUUCUCGCAAAUCAUUACCACACCUAGGUGUUUGCAGUAUUGUGACUACAUUAUUGGAUCUGCAUUUGGGGACUAGUGAAUGCACUACACACAAACACACAUGAACACGGCAGGAUCACAGGCUGAUCAUGCGUAAAGAAGUAACCCAUUCCCUCUGCCAGCAGCCUAACCUCUGUGCAGCACUGUGAAGAGUGACCGACCCCACUAAUUCCUGGGAAUUGCGGUUGCAUGUGUGUAUGUUUGUGUCCAUCAUGUUGUUCCCACGUGUAGUUUUGUGAUCACUCUUAACUUGAUUAUUCAAAAAAAACAGAAUCAAGACCAAUCGUAUACUGAAAAGAAUCCAAGUGUACAUAUUGUGUCAUAAACUCAAUGUUCUAUUUUGAACCACGGAGACUUAUUUCACAGUUUAUUUAGGUGCAGAUAUUGUAGCGUUAUACACCUUAUCUAACCUACCAAAGAAAGUCGAACGGAUAGGCUUAGAUUAUAUCGUUUUUUUUUCUAAAUAUCUAAUAUAUAAAGAUUAAGUAAAAACGCAAAUGGGUUUUACGCAGAUUUUGUAUAGGUCCACUGCACUGUGUUGGCUCAGUGAUGCCUUGUGUGCAUGAAUAUGACUGUUUCUCAGUAUAUAAUGAUUUAUUGUUGCCUUGAUCGACAAAUGAAAAUGAACUGUUGAUUUAUAGACGUGACUGUUUUUAGAGAGACUGGCAAUCACAUGCAUGUGCAGAGAUGAACAUGUUCAUUAGCCAGCCCUUGUCCUUAAUUUCCACAUUCAGUACAGAAUGAAGUAAAACACAUUUGCUCUGUAAAGUCAUUUUUUUAUGUGACUUAAUUCAGCUACUCUUCAAAAGUUCAUCAUUCCGAAUUAUUGUUUUCUCUCUACUGUAAAACUGAAAAUAAGCAGGAGAAAACAUAAGACUUAAAACUGUUAGGCUUUUCUUGCAUGUAUUUGUUCAUUUGUGCAAAGGUGUGUCUGAGAGUGUGUGUGUGUGUGUGUGUGUGUGUGUGUGUGUGUGUGUGUGUGUGUGUGUGUGUGUGUGUGUGUGUGUGUGUGUGUGUGUGUGUG